UUAAAAUCUUGGUUCAGCAAAUUCACAAAUCGUCUGGUUGUCGCGCCACGUAAUUGUGAUAGGGUGGGGACGCAUGAGACGCUUCGCAUUUAUAGGUUAACUUUUCGCGCACAAACGAUCAGUGCCGCUUCAACGAGAGCUCCGUGCUCUCUCGUUGUCGCAAGCAGUUCUUUUGUUCGGCGGGUACUUAAAUUCUCACGAAGAUCCGUGUAGUUUAGUCAUUUGUAUAUCUUAGAAUCGUAAAAUAUAAUAAUAGUAAACACAGUGUAUUCGCACAUACAUUCGCAAUCACCAAAAUGCAGUGAUUACAUUAUUGACACAUCGUUGCAUGUUGUUUUAUUCAUUCAGCAUUAUUUUUGCACUAUACAAAGAUCACAAAACACAAUGACAGAAGAAAGAAUAUUGUGCACUUAGAAAAUAAAGUUAUUUUAUACAUGGAAAUUUGAAGAAGGCUCUAUUACCGUGUUUGUAUAUAAAUAGAAUUUCUGUAGUGCGUAGUGAUACAUAGCAGUUAUACGUCCAACAGCAAAACCAAUCGUUUCUGCCGGCAAACUUGUCAUGACAAUUUGCGCGUGCUGAAUCAUUUUAGGUGUAUAGUGCCAUUUCAUUCGUGUGCAUCCGAAACUCAUGGCUGAAUCUUAUUGAUGAACUGAAUUUAUUAAGACACGUUACUGUAUGUGUAUCGUUAUCGGGUGUUGCAAGAAGGAAUAAAGCAAUAUAUAUUCUUAAUUUCUUCACAAAAGUGUACUUUUUUAGAAAAGUUACUGCGCACGUUUUUUAAGUUCGGUUGAUCCAUAAUACAUAGAAGGCAGUGAGCGUGCGAUGAUCGUAUGAUAGAAGUUGACUCGAAGCGCGCGAGUGUGAAAGACAUGGCAGCGGAUUUUGAUGAUUGAUAUUGCUACUCCUGUUAUUUGCUAACAGGGGGAGUGUUAAAUCGCGCGGAAGUGGCGUAGCGUGGCAAACUUUGAGGGAUAAAGUCACGGAAAGAAAGAAUAUACAGCGCGCACAGCUGCGCGCACUUCUACGAAAAUAGAACUCUGCACAGUGUGUGGAGGCCAACGACGAAACGAACGGAGUCUGACAUUAAAGCGAUCAUAGAAUGUCGCGCGUGUCGCUCAACAAGUCGCAGUACAGCCAAUACGGCUCGCGUCGCGUGCGGAAGAUCAGUACGACGGAAAGUGAAUAUUCUGUAGAAGAGCAUGCAAAAUUAACUGCUACUGAUGGAGCUAGUGAUGAAGCAUCUCCAGAAGAUGAAGGAGGAUCAUUAUGUGAAUACCAUGAUAUACCACCUCCACCAGAUGGUGGAUAUGGAUGGGUGGUGGUAUUUGCAUCAUUCAUGUGUAAUAUGAUAGUUGAUGGUAUCGCUUAUACAUUUGGUGUUUUUCUGGGAGAAUUUGUUACAUAUUUUGGAGAAGGAAAAGGCAAAACUGCGUGGGUUGGUUCAUUGUUAUCUGGCAUGUACCUCAGUGCUGGACCUAUUGUCAGUGCUUUAACAAAUAAGUAUGGAUGUAGAGCAGUAUGUAUGGCAGGAAGUUUUUUAGGUGCAGCAGCAUUUGUACUUUCAACAUUUUCAACCAGUGUAAAUAUGCUUAUGAUAACUUAUGGUGUUAUGGGAGGAAUUGGAUUUGGUCUAAUAUAUUUGCCAGCAGUAGUUUGUGUAGGUUAUUAUUUUGAAACCAAAAGAUCAUUAGCUACAGGUAUUGCUGUAUGUGGUUCAGGAUUUGGCACAUUUGCAUUUGCACCUCUUGCAACAAUGUUAUUAGAAGCAUAUAAUUGGAAAGGAGCAAAUUUAAUUCUUGCAGGCCUUAUUUUAAAUUGUGCUGUAUUUGGUGCAAUGAUGAGGCCAUUAGAAUAUCCAAAAGCUUCUUCUGUUAAACCAUUGUUACAAAGAAUGGCAGAGGAGAAAAGAUUUCAAAUGGAACGUGGGAGUAUUGGGGGUUCUUAUUUCAUGGUACAACUGCCUGAUGGAUCUAUGGAAAAGAGAAUGAAAAUGCCUAUUAAUAUUGAUCCUGGUGUUCAUUCCAGUUUCAAUUUAGACCAAUUAGUGCCUGGAACUCCUUUAACACCAGUUCCAACGGUACCAACUCUUCCCACUAUAUCGGAAGUGAAAGUACAAGAACACUCUUCUAGUGGAGCAACUAGUAAUAGUGGCAGUAUGGAUUUAAAAAACAUUUCCACUAAAUCAAAGAGUAGAAAAAAUAUUGAUGAUACCAAAGAUAUAGAGAAGUCUGAAAGCGAAUUCAAACCAAUAAUUCCUAGAAAUGCUUCACAGCCUGCUUUUACAACUCAUGUACAAGGUUUACCUAAAAAUGGUUCUGUACCCUUUUUUGAUAGAAUCCGCAAAACAAGUACUGGUGAAAGAUAUAAACCAAGUCUUAGUGCCAUUAAGAAUUCUAGAACAACAUUGAAUUCUAAUGGUGAUAUUAGAAAGAGUUUACAUUUGAGACUUUCGACAAGCAGUGUUAUGGGUUCUCGAAACAAUAAUGCGGAAAUAGAUGAUGGCGAAAGUAUUACUUUUACCACCAGUAAGACUAGUAUUCCAAAAGAAAAACCACAGAUAAUUCGACCACUAUCAAGAAAGGAUAUUUUUUAUAGUGGUAGUGUUGUUAACUUACCAGAAUAUCAAAGUCAAAAAUCACUUGCAAAUUAUCGUCAAAGUGUUAUUUCUUUAUCAAAAUCCGUUCGUGGAGAUAUUAAAGAUACCGACAUUGAAAAGGCGCGCGAGCAACCUCUAUGUCCUUGUUUGGUAUUACCUGAUUCGUUUAAAGAAGCUCUGGCAACUAUGAUGGAUGUAUCUUUGCUAAAAGAUCCAGUAUUUCUUUUAAUUGGUAUUAGUAACGUAUUUGGAAUGGCUGGUUUAUACGUCCCUUUUGUAUAUUUAUUAGAUGCUGCAGUUUUAGAUAAUAUUGACAAGACUCUUGCAUCAUAUUUAGUAUCUAUUAUUGGAAUUACCAAUACUCUGGGUCGUGUAGCUUGUGGAUACAUUGCGGAUUUUCCACAAGUAGACUCAUUAUUGUUGAAUAAUAUUUGCUUAAUUAUAUCAACAGUUGCUGUGGCUGCAAUUCCGUUUUGUCAUUCGUAUCCUGCUUAUAUUAUUAUGAGCAUUCUUUUUGGAAUAGCUAUAUCUGGAUAUAUUUCUUUGACGUCAAUUAUUUUGGUAGACCUUUUGGGAUUGGAUAAAUUGACCAAUGCAUUUGGCCUUUUAAUCUUAUUUAGAGGAGCAGCAGCUAUCAUUGGUUCACCUUUAGCAGGUGCUGUUUAUGACGCAACGCAAAGCUAUAGCAUCCCAUUUUUUAUGGCAGGAUUUUUCUUCCUUGUAAGUACAGUUACUAGUUUCAUGGCUCCAGCAAUGAAACGCUGUACAACGCCACAGACUCAGCCUGUGAUAUUAGAUACAUUGACUCCAAUUGAUGAAGAUAUCGAAGAAGAAAAUGAAGAGGAUAUUCCUGAAAUUGUAGAAACUGCGCCAUCUCCGCAAGAACCUCCUGAAAAGGAAAUUAAACAAAUAGAAUCUGUUUUAUAAAAUCUGAUCUGUAUAAGGAGAAAAAAAAAAGCCUUCAUCUCCGAGCCAUACUGUGAUAGGGCUGCUGCUUCAAAAAGGUCUGAAAAAAGUACUUCUUCGUUAUACAUUUUAAUGCUAAAGCACAAAUUAAUGAGUACAACCUGAUGGUAUUUUUAACGUAUUUAGAAUUUUGCAAUUGUAUCUAAUUUUUUUUAUGAAACUCUAAUAUAUAAAUAUAAAUAUACAUAUAUACACAAAUACAUAACAAUGUAAAAAAUGCCAUCAGGUGGAGAAUUUCAUUUGCCUAUGUCAAUAGUAGAUGAUAGAUAGAAAAAUUUAUUAACUUAAUCAGUAUAGAAUGAUCAGUAUAAAAAAUAUUGAAAAAGUGAAAAAAAUGCUUUUGCACUUGCAUAUCGAAUAAUAUUGAAAUGAAUAUUAUUAAUCAUCACAAAUGAUAAAUAUUAAUUUAGAAUAAGGAUGGUCAAUUUUCAUUUUUUAUAAAUGGCUCUCUUCUUUAUGCUCAUUUAUAUCUAUUAUAGUACUUUCUAGCAAUAUUUACUCGUAUUCUAUUUUUGAUCUAAAAUUUACGUAUCGAAAACAACGAAAGUUUGCUAUACUAUGUCGAUUUUUCGUAUUAUUUAUGUUAGUAAAUAUCGCAUUUGACUUUUAAUGUUAUAUAUAUUACAUGGAUAAUCCAUGCAAUGAUUGACCAUUCUUAAUCGAGAAUACCCAUCUACAAUAUAUUACUUAAAUCUAUUUUUGGUCGCAAUCCAAAGAUACAAUUCCAAUUAAAUUACAUUCAGAGAGAUAUUUUUCUUGCAUACACAACAAAUGUAUAUACAUAUUAUAGAUUAAAAAAUGUGGAUUAGUUAACAUACAGAUAGAUUCGCUAUUGCGGAAAAAAUUGUAAAUAAUUAUAUAGGCAAUUGUAAAAUAGUGUAUAACGAAUUCCGAAAAAACUAGGCAAAUAGAAAAUAUAUAAUUUUUGUUUUGGGACAUACGUCCUUGUAUUAAUGUAUUGAUUAUGAAUAAUUAACAUGCUAUUAGAUAGAAAUUAAUUAAUAUAUUAAUGAUUCAACUAGAAUGUUUAUUUCAUUGAAUGUAUAAAGAAAACAUUUCGUCUUAUGCAAUCUAGUUUGUGUAAAUUAAUUCUUUAGUUAACAGAAUUGACUGUCGGGAAAAAAUGUGAAAUAAUUGAAGUAUAUUAAUUAACACAAACUAAUUCUCGACUAAUACACGUGUUGUUCGACACGACUUUCGGCAAAGUUAUAGUUUGUCGUGUCAUACUAUAUACUAAUUAAAUAUUGAUUAUCGCGAAUAGACAAAAUGUUAUUCAUUUAUAUAUGAUACUUUUUAUUUACAAUCGCAUACAUGCCUAUGAUCCAUAUAAAUAUAUAAAUCUAUAUAUAGAUAUAUAUGUAUUUUUUUUUGUUAUAUAAAUUUAUAUAUUUAUAUAUAUAUGACGAAUGAAAAAAAAUUGUAAAUCUUGUUAAACGGCAUACAACAAAUGUUAAACUUGUAUGUACAUUGUAUAUACAGCGUUUAUUGGUAAGCCGAUUACGGUGAUUAGUUAUCAAUAUGCGUAAGAUUUGGAUAACAAAAAAAAAAGAAACGUUAUUAUCAAUAAGAAAAAAUAUACCAACAGUGCUAUUAUCACUGCUACUGCUAUCACUAUUACCAUUAAUAUUACUAUUACACUAUAUUAAUUAGUACAACUAUUACGACACUUAUUUUUAUUCUCAUAAUUGUCGUGCAGAAAGACCGUGUUUUUGUGAUUUGAAUUGAAAUAUAAUGUAUACAUGUUAUUCAGUCGGAAGUGUACACAUGUGCACGCGUGUCGUCGUGACAAAAGUGUACAGUAACACUUAUUAUAUACAUAUAUAGAGUAUAUAUUAUCGACGCGCGUGUUCAUAUGACAUUUCGCAUGCGCAUGUUCGUAUGUAUGUAUGUUAGGAGGAAUAGGCGGGUUUCUAGUAGAGAUACACGAAGCAUGUGUUAUGUCGUGUGUGCAUAAUAGAGGCAUACAUAUGCGUACUUACAUAUACACAUGAGCGUAUCAAUACACGUGCGCACGACUUAAUCUUGUGCAUAUGUUAAAAGAAAACAAUAAAAGAAAAAAAGUGAAGUAUAUAUGCUAUGGUACAAAGAAGGACAAAUGUAUUAGGUGACGUUUAUUGAAAUUGAAGAGGAAUUAUGAAUUUUUAUUACUGAAA
This is a messenger RNA of Apis dorsata (giant honeybee), 5715 nucleotides long. Its product is annotated as monocarboxylate transporter 3. Bases 1100 to 3523 code for a protein of 807 amino acids. Gene Ontology annotation, molecular function: monocarboxylic acid transmembrane transporter activity. NCBI's taxonomy places the organism in Eukaryota, Metazoa, Arthropoda, Insecta, Hymenoptera, Apidae. The transcript is spliced from 11 exons. Gene Ontology annotation, biological process: transmembrane transport; monocarboxylic acid transport. The record is from RefSeq and is a predicted model, not a curated record.